Molecule: messenger RNA, 1617 nt
Organism: Histoplasma capsulatum G186AR
Lineage: Eukaryota; Fungi; Ascomycota; Eurotiomycetes; Onygenales; Ajellomycetaceae
Product: outer membrane protein
Exons: 4
Coding region: 1-1551 (516 amino acids)
Biological process (GO): protein insertion into mitochondrial outer membrane
Cellular component (GO): SAM complex; outer membrane
Source: RefSeq, a predicted model, not a curated record
AUGGGUUCACCGCUUGCAAGUGAUGAGAAUAUCUUCGAACUGCUGCAGCAACAGUCGGCCGAUCCGAAGCUGCUCGAGGAGCAGCAGCAAGCUGUUAAUGAGAGAAUAAACACCAUAUAUCAAAAGGCCCAAGCCCGGCUCGCUGAAUUGAUUGACCAAAACUCCACGCUACCAUGUACAAUCUCAUCUGUCCAAGUCCUCAAUGCGAACAAUACAAGGAGAGGUUUUCUAGAAAGAGUCCUCAGUCCUCUCUUGAGCUCAAAUAAUCACCGGCCGUAUACUCUCUCGGAAGCCCUAAAGGAAAUCUCAGUAUGCACGGAUACACUUAGCCGAUUUGAUAUCUUCGAACACCCCAUCUCCGUGUUUCUCGACAAACCUUCCCAGGCUGACCCUUCCACAAGCCCCACUGACCUCGAAGUCUACCUCUCCGUCAAAGAGAAAUCCCGUAUCCUGCUAAAAACUGGCACGGAUCUUGGAAAUGCAGAAGGGUCCGCUUACACCAACUUUAUGUGGCGGAAUAUCUUUGGUGGGGCUGAGUCACUGAAUAUCAAUGCUUCGCUCGGCACCCGGACAAAAUCCGCCUACCAGGCCACAUUCGAAACACCUAUCCUCAGCAACCCGGAUGUCAGGUGCGAAUUUGGUGGCAUUGGAAGUUCGACGGAGAAGAGCUGGGCGAGUCAUGAGGAGGCGGUCAAGGGAGGCUGGGCUAAGCUCCGCUGGCUUAGCGCCCACGGACACAGACAUGAACUGGGCUACAACGGAUUCUGGAGGCAAGUGACAGGUCUAUCUACGAAUGCCUCGCCAACUGUUCGUGGGGAUGCUGGCGAUAGCGUUAAGAGCAGCAUUUGCCACACGUGGAUCAAUGACCAGCGCGAUAACCCGUUCUUGCCCUCGCAAGGAUUCUACAUGAGGACUUUCAAUGAGAUGGCCGGUUGGGGUCCGCUUAAGGGGGACGUAUCAUUCUGGAAAUCAGAGGUGGAAGCUCAGGGCGCCAUACCGAUUCCCAUCCCCGGAGUGAAAGGGAACACUGGCUUCAGCUUAACAACAGGUGCCCGUGCUGGUGUGCUUUGUCCAUUAGGUCUGGAUACGGCUCGGAAACCCCAACUUUCCCGUAUCAACGACCGCUUCCAACUAGGUGGCCCAACUGAUGUGCGCGGCUUCAGACUCUCUGGCAUCGGUCCACGGGAAGGUCCCGACGCAUUAGGGGGAGAUGUUUUCGCGGCGUGCAGCGCAAACCUUCUAUGUCCUUUACCUCGGGUUGGGGCGGAGAAACCACUAAGACUGCAAGCUUUUGUAAACUGUGGCCGCUUGCUGUCACUAAAGACGCAGAAUGGGAAACUACCGUCGACGCAAGGGGAGGUUAUAGAUAGUAUUUUGGCGACCGUAUCAGAGCUGAAGAAUGGGCUGCCGAGCAUGGCCGCAGGGCUGGGCCUUGUGUAUGCGCAUCCUGCUGCGAGGUGUGAGUUGAAUGUAUCUUUGCCUCUUGUCACGCGGAAGGGGGAGGAAGGGAGAAAGGGCUUGCAAUUGGGGAUUGGAAUCAAUUUCUUGUAACAGAAGGGAAAGGGUAGUGUACAGUACAGUUUUCAAUGUAAUAGAAACGGGAUAAACCAUCGUUGU